UGAAAGAUUUUGCCGUAUCUUUACACUUCACAUUAAUUUUUGUCCAUCAUUCAGAAAUUCUGCUAUGUUUUAAUAUUCUUUCUUGCAAGUUUGUAAUCCUAGUGUUUCCAUUGAUGAGUGGGCAUGAAGAUUUCAGUUCCAGCACCAAAACUAUUGUGGCCUUUAUUCUUGUUUCACUGUCGAGGUUAUACCACUGUCUAGUUUCUUUCUCAUUUUUCCAUUAGUUUCUCGAGAAAUGGAAGAGGUAAAUAGGGUGGCUGGUAGAUUCAAAAUCUCAUUAACAGAUUCCACAAUGAUGUGGAUUGUGUAUCGUGCAAUGGAUAAAGCAUACGAAAGAGCACAGUCCAAGGAAGGUGUUAUUGAGCGACUGACUGAGAUAUCCAAGUUCUAUGAGUUGGCAGUGAUGCAGUUGGAGGGAUGUUUGAGGUUUGUUCAAGAAGAAACAGACAGCAGUUUUGAAAGCAGCGAUGAAGAUGUUUUAGGGGACUUGACAGAAAUUAGAGAUCGUCUCAUAGGACGCCUCAAGGAACUGGACCUGGCCAUUGCAGAAAAGGAUAGAGAGUUAACUGAGAGAUCAGAAAAUGAGUUGAAGCUUGGACAGGCACUGGAAAUCAAAAAAAGACAAAUGGAUUCUAUACGUGCCAAGCUCAAACUUGAGCCAACAAAAGUGGAGGGUGUUGAAGAUUCCAUUCCUAGCAAUAGGGUGGGUGUUGAUGAACUCACUCUUGGAAAUCGGGCAAAUGCUGAUGAGGAAUUUUCUGGGCUGAAACAUUCAGUGGAUCGGCAGGUAUGGAAUAUCAAACAUAAACUUGAACCUGAAGAUAGAAGGAGAAAUCGGAGUUGUGACAGCUUAAAGAUUGAGCAGAUGGGAUCAGACAUUGACGUCUUAAAAGAAACAAUGGACGUUGCUUUUGGAAAGAUGCAGAGUGCCAUUUUUUUGUCUGAGAUGGGGCCAGUAGAGCAGCAGUGGAGGUUGACAAUUGAGAAAGAUGCAUUAGGCAUUCUGAUUAAAGGCUUUGUGAGAGACAUCCAGGAGAGUUUUAAAGCACAAGUCAGAGGGCGGGAGAAGCAAGUUUCUCUUGGAUUGAGCAAGCAUUUGUCAGAUUUAAUGAAAGAUAUCAACUGCUUGAAUGAUGAACUAGAAGCUCUUUGCUUAUCCCAAAGCAAUCAGGAUCGCAAGAUUUCGCUAAAGCCAAAGGAAAAGUCUUUAUCAGAAGAAGACGAUCAUGGCAACCCCGGAAAUUCCACCUUAAGUGUUGAGAAAGUAGACCAACAGAAGCAGCUUGGUGAAGGAGAUCCAGAAGAUGAUGGUGGUAAUUAUGUUGCUAAACUGAUAAAGAACCAUGAGUCAAUUAUCAAGAGAAAAAACAAAGAGCUAAAUUUGAUGAAGCGGGAAAAUCUUGGGGAAAAAGACAGUUCAUACCCUAGGAGAGAAGAGGAUCUUGUUAGCCCUAGAAGAAGGAUCCAAGAUGUCAUUGUAAGAAUGGAAAAUCUAAUUACUUGGAAUGCAAAACUUGGCGAAAAUUUUGGCAACUAUGAAAGUGAUGACGAUGUGGAAAGCUCUUCAACGAAAAGGUUAUGCAACUUCAGCAUGACAAAACAGAAAAAAUCUCACAUUGACAAUUUGGAAGUUGGCCAGGGGAAAGUGAAUGAAGUUUCAAUUUCUGGUGCAGUAAAUGAAGAACUACAUAAUGAAAUAAGGGUGCUGAAAGAAGAAAAGGAGGAUGUAAGUUUUCAAGCUAUGAUAAUGGAAAAAACUUGUGCUUCUGUUUUGGAAGGUUUCAUAUAUGAAUUCAGAACUGACUUAUAUAGGUAUGAUCUGGAGAUUCUGUCAAGGGAAGGUAUUCAUGAAGAUUCAUUGAAGAAAAUAGUCCUUGAAUGGAAUGAACAAAUGGAAAGUCACCAGCUAGAAAUUCAGUUUAGAGAAGAGAUACAUUAUAUUGUAUUUGGUGAGGCAGUGAAGAAUUUUGUUUCUACUCUUGACUCUACAUUAAUAGAAUGUCAGGAUGCCAGGGCUGAAUGCUCUUGUUUGGAAGACUAUAAUUUAGAGGGAAAACUGAGGGAGGAAAUAUCCAGGGUCCUUUUUAGGGAAGUGUACAAGGAAUGGAAUGAAUUAGUUAAAAUAUCUGAUACUGGAAACCUUGUUAGGGAAGAAAUACAUCAGAUUGCCAUUGAAGAGACCCUUAGAGAUAUAGCAAACACUACUGAUUACAUAAUUAGUGUACUCAAAGAGGAGAAUUUAGAGGGAGAAUUAAGAGAGGAUAUAUGGAGACUACUCUUUGGGGAACUGUGCAAGGAGUGGAAUGAGGUUAUGAAAAGAUUGGAUGAUGAAAACCUUGUUAGGGAAGAGAUAUAUCAGGUUGCCUUUGACGAAACCCUGAGAGAUGUGGCAAAUACUGGUAAUCACUUAGUAAGCAAAUGCAAUGAUGGGAAAAAUUCAGAGAAUUGUAUCCAUGGCUUCCAUUGUAACAAGUCCUUUCAGUGCGCAGAACAUUCAGUUAAGGAGGAUGUCUAUAUGGUUUUCCUUAGGGAAAUGUUUAAAGAAUGGAAAGGAAUUGAUGCUCAGAACUUUGAGAGUCUCAUUAGGGAAGAAGUUUUCCUACUUGCUUUUUUUGAGGCUGUGAAAGAAGCUAGUGCUGCUUAUAGAGAAGGUGCAGCCUAUGAUCAUUUCAAAAUCUCAGAAGAUUUCAUCUGUCCUGACAAGUUACAUAGAAGUAAAGAGGUUAGUGAAGAGGAGAUUUUGGUUCAAAAUCAAGAAUCAUUAUUGAAUUGUAUUAGAGUUGAGGAGGAUUUGAUUCGAAGCACAAGUUCUGAAAUUAAGGAGCACAAUGCACACUGCCACCCCAUUCAAAUGAAACAUGAAAAGUUGGAUAAAGUAAAGAUCUCUCAAGAGUUGUUUACUGAAAUGGGAAGCGCUUUCAAUUCUGUAAGCAGCAAAGUUGAGAUAGCUUUGGAGCAGUUAGCUGUGAGUAAGGCACUAUUGAGUGAGUUAAGAUCUUGUCUAGGUGUAGCAGUUGAAGAUGUAGAAAGGAUCAAUGAUCGGACAGUUUCUGUAGCUUCUGCACAUAACUUGAAGCCAUCCUGGUUGCAACAAAAAGAAAUCAAGGAGGUGAAAGUAACUCCAUCUUAUUGUGAAUUUAUACCUAUCAAGGAAUUUUUGCAAGUAUUUAUGGACUUUAAGUGCAGAGUAGAAGAAAAGUUAGAGCUGAAUAUUUUGAGGUUGGAAGAAGCAAUGCAUCAUUUAAAUCCAGUUACUGAACUUGUUGCCAGACACAGGAGGAAAGAAUGGCUUUAUAAAAAGGCUUUUAUCAGAAGAUGUGAAAAUCUCAGAAAGGCUGAAACUGAGGUGGAUCUGCUUGGGGAUCAAGUAGAAGUACUUCUAGGUCUACUCGAGAAGAUAUACAAUGUACUGCAUCACUAUUCACCAGUGUUGCAGCAGUAUUUUGAGGUCUUGGACAUUUUGAACAUGAUCAGGAAAGUAUUAAUUGGUGAAGUUCUCGCCUCCAGUGACACAGAUUGUUGAUUGACUGGUUUGUCUUAUAUGUAAUUUUGUCAGGAACUAUUAAGAAAUAUUAUCCAA
Hevea brasiliensis (rubber tree) is the source of this 3580-nucleotide messenger RNA. RefSeq lists its product as uncharacterized. The record is from RefSeq and is a predicted model, not a curated record. The transcript has 4 exons. Bases 236 to 3523 code for a protein of 1095 amino acids. NCBI's taxonomy places the organism in Eukaryota, Viridiplantae, Streptophyta, Magnoliopsida, Malpighiales, Euphorbiaceae.